AUGAGCAUGCUGUUGCUUCUACUGGGCGGCAUUCUGUUUGCUUUUCUGUAUGUCUUCUGGAAAAGCCGCUUUCAGAGCAGCGUUGGUGAAAUGUCAUCAAAUUCGACUUCUCUUGCACUAGUAAGACCAACCUCUUCUACUGGGUCAACUAAGAGCAAUACUGAUAAGAACUCUGAUAAGAGUCUUUCAGUCAUCAGCCUCUCUUGGGAUAUCUUAAUUAACUCCCCACGCACGAUAACUAUGCAGAAGCGAAUGUUGGUAAACCUCAGGAUCAUGCAAUACAAGCUGGCUGAAUUGGAACAUUUCCUAGUUAUCAAGGGUUUAAAUGGUGCAUUAGUUAACUGGAAAUCUAAUUAG
Molecule: messenger RNA, 357 nt
Organism: Ailuropoda melanoleuca (giant panda)
Lineage: Eukaryota; Metazoa; Chordata; Mammalia; Carnivora; Ursidae
Gene: CT83
Product: cancer/testis antigen 83
Exons: 3
Coding region: 1-357 (118 amino acids)
Source: RefSeq, a predicted model, not a curated record